CUCGCGUCGGGGCCGCCCCGGGCUUUUGCAAGCGGCGCGGCGGGCCUGCGAGUUGGGGCUGCAGCAGCUUCCUCGACCUGCCUCUCGUGCUUGGCGGCCGUCUGGGUCAGGCCCGGCCCGCGCGGGGGGCAGGCGGCGGCUGCCUCAGGCGGAGGCGGAGGUGCGGCGGAGGGUGGGGGCCGCUGCCCUCGCAGGCGCCCGGGCCGGCCCGCGCCUUUGCACGGUGCUCCAUGCAUCCGGAGCCCGCCCCGCCCCCGAACAACAACAGCCCCGAGCUUCCCCUCAGCGGCGGCAGCACCACCAGCGGCAGCCGCCGGAGCCGCCGCCGUAGCGGGGACGGGGAGACCCCGGGGUCGCCGCCGCCGCCAGCCGCCGUCACCUACCCGGACUGGAUCGGCCAGAGUUACUCCGAGGUGAUGAGCCUCAACGAGCACUCGAUGCAGGCGCUGUCCUGGCGCAAGCUUUACUUGAGCCGUGCCAAGCUCAAAGCCUCUAGCCGGACCUCUGCUCUGCUCUCCGGCUUCGCCAUGGUGGCGAUGGUGGAGGUGCAGCUAGAUGCCGACCAUGACUACCCUCCCGGGCUGCUCAUCGCCUUUAGUGCAUGCACCACGGUGCUGGUGGCCGUGCACCUGUUUGCACUUAUGAUCAGCACCUGCAUCCUGCCCAACAUCGAGGCGGUGAGCAACGUGCAUAACCUCAACUCGGUCAAGGAGUCACCCCAUGAGCGCAUGCACCGCCACAUCGAGCUGGCCUGGGCCUUUUCCACGGUCAUCGGCACGCUGCUCUUCCUGGCUGAAGUGGUGCUGCUCUGCUGGGUCAAGUUCUUGCCUCUCAAGAAGCAGCCCGGGCAGCUGCGGCCCACCAGCAAGCCCCCGGCCAGCGAUGCAGUCGCCAACGUCAGCAGCACUGGUGGCAUCACUCCAGGCCAAGCCGCCGCCAUCGCCUCCACCACCAUCAUGGUCCCUUUUGGCCUGGUCUUCAUCGUCUUUGCCGUCCACUUCUACCGCUCAUUGGUCAGCCAUAAGACGGACCGACAGUUCCAGGAGCUCAACGAGCUGGCCGAGUUCGCCCGCUUGCAGGACCAGCUGGACCACAGAGGGGAUCACCCCCUGACGCCCGGCAGCCACUAUGCAUAAGCCCUUCUGGGCCUGGGCACUUCAGAUCUUUGGCCUUACGCCGCUCCCCACGACCUCGUCCUGCCCCAGCCUUAAGGACAGCCAGCUCCAGGGAUUGGGCUUUUGUCAGGGGGGCAGAGAGUGGAGGGAAGAGGCUUCUUCUUCUUUUUUUUUUUUUUUUUUUAAGAGAAAUGACUGCACUUUGAAACUUUCCUCUAAGAGAAUAAGCACUUCCUGUUCUUCCAGCUUUGGGUUUACCUCCUGUUAGGAGGCCGCCGGUGGGAGCCACAGUGGGGACAAAUGCUCCCUUUGUCCCUCCUCCUCCCCUGUGCCAGUGCCACUUGGAUGCUUCUUGUUUUUUCUGUCUUGAUCCCCCUCCCCAUUCAGUGUCGUGUGAGUGUGUGUGUGUGUGUGUGUGUGUGUCUGUAUACACAUAAAUAUACUCAUAAGGGACACCUCUUGUGUCUUUGUUGGGUCUGGACUGCCUGGUAUGAAUUCUGGCACCCCAGUCAGGUGAGCCUCUAAGUGAGAAAUUUUGUUAACAUUUUAUUUUGAAAAUUUAAAAACCUACAAAAAAGUUGCGAGAAUAGCAACUGAAAUACAUAUACAGUCAAUUCUUGUCAUUCAUAGCAGUUGUGUUCUACAAAGUCGUCAUGAACACUGAAUUAGUAUUGAACCAUUGCUCCUGUGGUUCCUAUGAGGCUCUGGUCACAAUAUUUUGUCAGCCGUUCAAUAGGUUAACCUUGUUUUAUGUGUUUCUGGGUUGUUUGUUUGUUUAAAGAUUUUUAUUUUUAAACAAUCUCUACACCCAACAUGGGGCUCGAAUUCACAACCCCGAGAUCAAGAAUUGCGUGCUUCACUGAUGGAGCCAGCCAGGCACCCUACUGCCUUCUUUUUAAAUAGCAAAAUCACCGGGGCACCUGGCUGCCUCCAUUGGUGGAGCGUGCAGCUCUUGAUCUUGGGGUUGUGAGUUCAAGCCCCACAUUGGCACAAAGCCUACUUAAAAUAAACAUUAAAAAAUUCCUAACAGUUUAUUAGUAGCAAAAUCGCCAACUAAAAGCACCGAAUGUGAACAACGUGGCACUAAAUAGACGACAUGAAAAGAACACUCGCUUAGGAAAGCUGAAACAAGAAGACAGAACAGUGCCUUUUGACCUCAGCAAGGAGGCAGGUGCCCAGAUGCUGAAACUGAAUGAUGGGGGUGAACUGUGUGUUUCUCCCCUGAGCCAUGUGCAUUAGUUACAGAUACCACCCUUCAUGCUUAGAUACUUCCUUCUAAAACCAAGGACAUUUCUCCUACAUAACCUCAAUUCAGUGAUCAAAUUCAGGAAAUUUGAUAUUGACACAGUACUGUUUAAUAACGACAUGUAUGUUGACUUCUC
Neofelis nebulosa (Clouded leopard) is the source of this 2497-nucleotide messenger RNA. RefSeq names its product ORAI calcium release-activated calcium modulator 1 (gene ORAI1). The record is from RefSeq and is a predicted model, not a curated record. NCBI's taxonomy places the organism in Eukaryota, Metazoa, Chordata, Mammalia, Carnivora, Felidae. The transcript has 2 exons. Gene Ontology annotation, cellular component: membrane. Gene Ontology annotation, biological process: store-operated calcium entry. Gene Ontology annotation, molecular function: store-operated calcium channel activity. Bases 231 to 1136 code for a protein of 301 amino acids.